Messenger RNA from Lolium perenne, 483 nucleotides. The record is from RefSeq and is a predicted model, not a curated record. Lineage: Eukaryota; Viridiplantae; Streptophyta; Magnoliopsida; Poales; Poaceae.
AUGGCGGCGGCCUGGUGCAGGUGGCAGCGGUCAGGGCCGGGCAACGGGGCAAGUGCUAGGGCCACCAACGGCCAGGGCCGUCGCAGCCAGAGGUGGUCUCCUGCGAGCUGCGGAUGUGGAAGCGUGAGCUUUGGCGGCGGCCAGGGUGGGUGCAGGUGCGCGCGACCGGCGGCGUCGGACAGAGGCGUGCGCGCGUGGCGUCGGCCAGGGGCAUGCGUGAGUGGCGGUGGCCAUGGCGGGUAUGGGCGCGCGACCAACAGCUGCGGCCAGGGCGUGCGCGCGUGGCGUCGGCCAGCGGCAUGCGCGGCCAUGGCGGCCGCGCGCGAAACCAACGGCUGCGGCCAUGGGCAUGCGCGAGUGGAGGUGCCCAUGGUGGGUGCGGGCGCGCGCGACCGGCGGCUGCAGCCGUGGGCGUGCGCGCAUGGCGGUGACCAGGGCGGGUGCGGAUGCGUGCGACCGGCGGCUGCAGCCGUGGGCGUAUGA